This is a messenger RNA of Capsicum annuum, 4977 nucleotides long. RefSeq lists its product as uncharacterized. Lineage: Eukaryota; Viridiplantae; Streptophyta; Magnoliopsida; Solanales; Solanaceae. The record is from RefSeq and is a predicted model, not a curated record. Gene Ontology annotation, biological process: amine metabolic process; protein phosphorylation; recognition of pollen. Gene Ontology annotation, molecular function: copper ion binding; ATP binding; primary methylamine oxidase activity.
AUGGAACUGAUAAGAAUAUUACUGUUACGCAUAUCUGUUGCAUUUUUCUUCUUGUUCUUUUCUAUUAACUGUCAAUGUCAUCCUUUAGACCCUCUUAAUCCUAAUGAAAUCAACCAAAUUAGAGUCAUUAUCCAAAAAUCCCACCUUAGUUCCCUUUCCAAUGUAACAUUUCAUUUUGUAGAUCUUGAUGAACCAGAAAAGAAUGAUGUCCUUCAUUGGCUUUCCUUGCAUAAAUCAAACAAUGCCUUUUUUCCUUAUCGUCGAGCCAGGGUAGUAGUUCGCGCUAGUGGCGAGUCGCAUGAAGUUACAAUAGACCGGGCUACAAUCUCUAUCAUAUCACAAAAAUUGUACACUGGCCACGGAUUUCCUCCUUUUACUCUUAAUGAAAUUAUACGGUCCAGCAGCCUGACAUUGAGUAGUCGUAAAUUUCAAGAUUCAAUAUCAAGAAGGGGCUUGAAUAUAUCUGAAGUCAGCUGCAUUCCACUAUCAGUUGGAUGGUAUGGUCAGAUAACGACCAGAAGAGUUCUUAGUGUUCCAUGUUUUUAUCGCGGAGGGGCUAGUAACUUUUGGGCAAGGCCUAUUGAAGGAAUAACUACACUAGUAGAUGUUGAAUCAAUGAAGAUCAUUAAGUAUGUUGAUAGAUUCAGAGCCCCCUUGCCUGAAGCCAAGGAUGCUGGUUUCAAUUCGUCGAGCCAGGGAUCAGUCACUUGCAAUGACACGCAACCCUCCAGGAUAAACAUCCAAGGCCAUGAAGUCGAAUGGGCUAACUGGAAAUUUCAUGUUGGAUUCAAUAAUAGAGCAGGGAUAAUCAUUUCAACAGCUUCUAUAUUUGAUGCUGCAAGAAAUGAAUAUCGACGUGUGCUCUAUAGAGGUCAUGUCUCUGAGAUAUUUGUGCCUUACAUGGAUCCUACAUUUGAAUGGUACUAUAGGACAUUCAUGGAUGUUGGCGAAUUUGGUUUUGGAAGAUCGGCUAGCACCCUUGUCCAGUCGUUGGACUGUCCAAACAAUGCAGUGUAUAUGGAUGGUUAUAUAUCUGAUUCAGAAGGCCAAGUAGUGCAAGUACCUCGUGCUAUUUGCAUUUUUGAACGAUAUGCUGGAGAUGCUGCAUGGAGGCAUACAGAAAUCGGAGUACCUGGCACUUUAGUAAGGACAGAAAGAAGUUAACUGGUGAUCAGAAUGGUAACAACAGUUGGAAAUUAUGACUAUAUACUUGAUUGGGAGUUCAAACAAAGUGGAUCCAUUAAAGUUGGAGCAAGUCUAACAGGGAUUAUGGAGAUGAAGGCUGUGAAAUACACGAACAGUGAUCAAAUAAAUCAGGAUGUUUACGGUACCCUUGUGGCAGAAAACACAAUUGCAGUGAACCAUGAUCAUUCUUACCACAUUGAUCUUGACGUUGAUGGUCGUAACAAUUCACUCCUGAAAGCCAAACAGAAAACUGAAAGAUUCAAGGACAAGAAAAUGUCACCAAGGAAGAGUUACUGGACUGUCGUUAAACAAACUAUGAAAACAGAAUCUGAAGGCAGGACUCAACUUGGGCUUGAACCAGCUGAAUUGUGGUUUGUUAAUGCUGAGAAAAAGACUAAAGUUUGAAAUGAUGUAGGUUAUAAGUUAUUUCCUGGUAGACCAUCUAUGUCUUUGCUAUCAGAUGAUGAUUACCCUCAAAUUAGAGCAGCUUAUACAAAGUAUCAACUGUGGGUGACUCCUUAUAACAAAUCAGAAAGAUGGGCUGCAGGGUUUUAUGCUGCUGGAAGUCAUGGUGAUGAUGGUCUCACAGUCUGGAGUGGCAGGAAUAGAUCAAUUGAAAAUAAGGACAUUGUGCAAUGGUACACACUUGGAUUCCAUCAUAUACCUUGUCAAGAAGAUUAUCCUAUAAUGCCAACAAUAUAUGAUGCUUUUGAACUACGGCCAACAAAUUUUUUUGAAAAAAAUCCAUUGGUUCCUAAUACAUGUGGUGGAAUUAGUUAUUUCCUACAGUUGGUAUCAGAGCAGACAAUGGAGCACAAGAAAAAUAAUCAAGCAAAAUCUAAGGAACAAAAGAAAGACCUGGUUCUUCCAUCGCACAGAAUGAUGACAAAACAUGAAGCUGAUAUUGCUGUUAAAAGGGCUCUUGCUAAAAUGGAAAAUUCUUCUGAUGAAUUUGAAGAUGAAGAACCACAAAAUUGGUCAUUACUGUAUAUGGUGGAAUCUGAUGAUGAGGACACUCUAGCACUUGUUGUAAUUGCUGAUUUGGAUGGUGAACAACAAGAAGAAAAUUCAAAGGAGGCCAUACUUUCACACAUGGCAAGUUCAGACUCAGAUGGUGAUACUGAACAAGGAGAAUCUGAGAAUCAACUUAUGAGUGAUUAUGCAUCUUUAAGAAUGGACUAUCGAAGUCUCGAUGAAGAAAACUGUUCCUUGAAAAGCUCUUUAAAGGAAUUUUCUUCUAAAGGAAAAAACCAAGCAAUCACUUUUCAACAAUCUUUAGAAGAUGACAUCAAGAAAUUGACUAUAAAUCUUCAAGAGCUUACCGAAAAUAAAAGUAAUAAGCAUGUGGAAUUAUAUUGUAAGAUAAAUAAAAAGAAUUCACACAUUCCAAAUCACCUCCAUUUUUACACAAGUUCAACAAUGGUAUUUUCUUGUGUAACAAUGGCUUCUUGGAAAAUCCUGUUAUGGUCUGUCUCAAUAUAUCUUACAUUUAUCAUCUCUUUCUCUCAAGAAACUACAAAUAUUGUCCCUCUUGGUUCCAAUAUCACAGCUGGAAGUAAAUCUUCACGCUGGCUUUCAGCCUCUGAAGAUUUUGCUUUUGGUUUCUACAAUCUUAGCACUGGACUCUUCCUUGUUGGCAUAUGGUUUGAUAAAAUCCCCGAGAAAACUAUCGUAUGGUCAGCCAAUCGCGAUCAUCCAGUUCGUGUUGGAUCAAAGGUUAAUCUAACGCAGAGUGGACGCCUUGUGUUGACAGAACCUGAUGGGAGAGAGUUUGUUCUGUACAAUGGUACAGGAACAAGUUAUGCUUCUAUGCAAGAUGAUGGGAAUUUUGUACUGAGAAAUUCAUCCUCAGGGGUCUUAUGGGGAAGCUUUGAUUUCCCGACGGAUACUAUUUUGCCCGGUCAAGUUCUUGUUAUGGGACAGAAACUAUUUUCCAGUGCCAAUGGGACAGUAGAUUACUCGACAGGGAAGUACAGAUUAGAGAUGCAGAUGGAUGGGAAUGUGGUCUUGUCUGCAUAUAGAACUGCUGAUGUUGGGUACUGGAAUUCUAUAACUAUAAGCAAUAGUAAUGUCAGACUGGUAUUCGAAAACACCACUGAUACUUUGUUCAUUACGAAUGGAAGCUCAAUUAUAUCCAACAUGACAGCGACGAACUUGCCUGCUUCAGUUCGAGAUUAUUAUCACAGAGCUAUAAUCACUGAUAAGGGAGACUUCCAACAGCAAUUCCACAGCAAAAUAAAUGGGAGCAGUUGGGAUGUUGCAUGGCAAGCUAUCAAGCAACCUUGUAUUGUGAAUAACAUUUGUGGUGUAUAUGGCUUUUGCGAGUCACCUGACAAUAAGGAAAUCAAUUGUAGUUGCUUGCCAGGCUAUUCUCCAAUGGAUCAGUACAAUCCAUCUAAAGGAUGUUAUCCGAGCGUGGUGAAGGAUUUUUGUGAUCCAAAGACUUCCCUUUCGGAUAUCUAUGUUCAAAGAAUCUCUAGUGCUGAUUUUCAUAAUAGGGAGUAUGCAGAACUAGAAAGGGUAUUUCAAGCUAAUGAGGAGCGUUGCAUGCAGGAAGUGCUGAAUGACUGUCUUUGUGAGGCAGCGGUGUUGAUUGAUGCAACAUGUUUCAAGAAGAGGAUGCCUAUACAGAGUGCCAGAAGAGUUAGUCCUGAUACAGAUAACAUGGUUGCAUUCCUUAAAAUUAGCAACUCUUCAGUAACUCAAAACAAAAAGCACUCUGUAUCAAAGGGUGUUUUGGUAGCAGGUGUGAUAGUAUGUUCAGUACUUGCGCCACUUUUUGCAGCAAUUGCAAUCUAUUAUCAUCCUUUUGUGCAGAAAUAUAGACUUGCCAAAAACCCUCCAAAAAGAAAGCCCAUUGAGCUGAAUUUAAGGGCAUUUUCGUUCCAGCAGCUGCGCGAAACCACCAAUGGUUUCAAGAAUAAAUUAGGCCAAGGAGCUUCUGGUGCUGUCUAUAGCGGAAUUCUCAAGUUAGAGGAUGAAGAAGUUGAGGUUGCUGUGAAGCAAUUAGGAAAUGGCCUUGAACAAGGUGGUGAUAAAGAAUUUUUGGCAGAAGUGAGGGUGAUAGGCCUAACACAUCACAAAAAUCUGGUUCAUUUGUUAGGCUUCUGCAAUGAAAAAAGCAAUAGGCUUCUUCUUUAUGAAUUAAUGCAAAAUGGGGCUGUGUCAAAUUUGAUCUUUCAGGAUGGACCAAGACCAAGCUGGAAGCUAAGAAGUGAUAUAGUACUUGGCAUUGCUAGAGGUCUGUUAUACUUGCAUGAAGAGUGUGAGAACCAGAUCAUUCAUUGUGACAUUAAGCCACAAAAUGUCCUUCUUGACAAGAACUACACUGCCAAAAUUGCUGAUUUUGGCCUAGCAAAGCUUCUUAUGAAAGAUCAGACACGAACAAACACGAAUUUUAAAGGAACCAUGGGUUAUAUGGCACCAGAAUGGCUAAAAAACGUGCCCGUGACAACCAAAGUUGACAUCUACAGCUUUGGGGUUUUGCUGCUGGAGAUUAUUUUCUGCAAAAGGCAUAUGGACUUGAACCCAAUUGUCGAAGCAAAUGAAGAGCUCGAGUUGAUCUUAGUAGAUUGGGUUCUGCAUUGUGUGAGACACGGAAUGCUGGGAGCUGUUGCUAGUCUUGAUGAAGAAAUUAUGUGUCAUUUUCACGAUUUUGAGAGGAUGACUAUGAUUGCACUAUGGUGCUUGUGUCCUGAGCCGAAUCUUCGACCAUCUGCAGCAAAGCUUGUUCAGAUGUUGGAAGGAACUACAGACUUAGGUGUUCCUCCUAUGGUUGAUACAACUAUAUGA